CACGGAGAGGUUGCCUCCUCCCUCCACAUUGUUGUGAUCAAUGGGCGUGAGAGUCGGGUGGAUAGACCAGAAAGAUGGGCGCUUUCUAUUUAAGAGAAUUUUAAAAACAUCAGUGCGAUUUUAGAAGUGUGCAGUGUGGUGAGUGUGCAUAGCCGACAUAUCUAUUGCGGUACAAACUGAAGGAGAUCUAGUGAGUAAUUUUCCCUGCAGCCGCUACUGGAAGUCUCUGUUGUCGAGGUGAAGGGCAGUCUGUCUCUUUGGGCAAAUACUACUGGACCGAGUGGAUAGUGAAUUAGGAUAUUCAACUCGCGUUCUACAAUAUUACUCGUCCACCCGAAGCAACGGACCCCCUGUGCCAAGAGAUUUGAAGAAAUGAGAAACAAUGGAACCAUGCCCCAUAUUUGUGAUGAAAACAAGUGUGAAGGCAGUCCCUCUAAAUCGCUAGCAACAUAUAUUAAAUCAACACUACUGGAUCAUGAAGAUGAUGAAAAAUCUAGAUUAUCUGUGGUGCAGAAUUGCAUUUCCACACCAGGACGGACUGCAAUAUCUUCAGGAAGAAAUUGCACUCUAAAAGAAAAUGGUGCAACUGAUAAAGAUGAAGACAAACUGGAUGAAAGCCAAGGGCCCAACAUGGUAAUCCAUGUUUGUGAUGAAUCCAAAAACCUGAAGCGUGAUUUUGUUUGUCCUCGGAAUCUACUAGUCAGUGAGAUGAAGUACUUUGCUGAGUAUCUAUCUGUUGAUGCACAACGCUGGCAGGAAGUAGACAUAUCGGUGCACUGUGAUGUCCAUAUCUUUGCCUGGUUGAUGAGCUAUGUGAAGAGGAAACUAAAACAUCAAGGACAAACUGAACAACCAGAAUUAGAGCCCAGUAAUGUUAUUUCAAUCCUCAUUUCAUCUGAAUUUUUGAAAAUGGAUUCCUUGGUUGAAGAAUGCAUGCAAUACUGUCAUAAAAAUAUGAGUGCCAUUGUAGCUACUCCUUGCAAUAUGAACUGUAUCAAUGGGACCCUGGCCUCGCGUAUUGUUGAUCUUUUCUCCCAUAAUGAAGCUGAUGAAGUAAAAGACAGAAAAGAUAAAUUUAAAAGAGAUAAAAGCUGGGAUGUGCAUGACUAUCUUAACAGUCUUUAUGAAGAGCUGAAGUCUUGGCAAGACGUAUACUGGCGUUUGUGGGGAACUAUAAAUUGGUUGCCUUGCACAAGAUGCAAAAAAGUUUUCCAAUGCACUGAACUCUCCCACUGCCAGUAUCACCCAGAACAAGUGAUGUAUCCUUCGAUAAACAAUCAGUUGACCACUCCAGGAAUUGGGUACUAUCCUUGCUGUAAGCAGAAGGUCCUACGGUUUGAUCCUCUUCAAACAAAUACUGGUUGUAAAGUGCAGGAUCAUGUUGUCAAGUUACCCAGUCAGCUUCAAAAUGGUAAACUUACUUCAGGAUCAGUCAGCCAAGUGUACUAUGAUGUCCUUCAGCACAAAGACGUUGUCUGUGUGCCAUUCAGUAAAACAGAGGAGAGCAACGCAGACACGCAUCUUUCUGGCGAGCAAGACCUUGAUUUUGAUAUCUUAGCAGAGCCUAAUUCAUCAAAAGGACAGAAAGUCGGUGAUGUCACAACUUUUUCACUUUUGAAAAACUGGAACUUGCAGCUGAAACAACAAAUAAUGUAUUCUGAAGAUGAAGAAUAUACCACAGGUUCAGAGGUAACUGAGGAUGAAGUGGGAGAUGAAGAAGAACUGACAAAGAAAAGAGGUACAAAAAAGAUUAAGAAAAUUGCCAACCAGACAAAGAAGUCAGCAGCAUCUCCUACUGCACAGAAAAAAGAGAAAGGAUCUCUCCGAGAUCUAUCUCCUUUCACUGUAUGUUUUCAGAAAAGCAAGUGGGACAGUAGUCGCUCAAUGCGAUUUAACCAGGACGCUCAAAGAGAGGAAGAUCAAAGAAGAAUGGUUGAAAUAAUUGGACAUCUGACAAAAUUAAGGUUUGGAGAAAAAAUUGAUCGCACCAAGGGAAAAGAAGCAAAAGAGUUUGCUGGUGGCAUUUACUGCAAGUUGGAGUCCCAGCUUAAAGCCUGUCCACCAACAUCAUCUCGUCAGAAUAAUUCAUCACAAAAUGCGAGGUCCAAAGCCCGCUUUUCACAGAUGCGUCCAACAUAGUGGAUUCCAA
Messenger RNA from Chiloscyllium plagiosum (whitespotted bambooshark), 2149 nucleotides. Lineage: Eukaryota; Metazoa; Chordata; Chondrichthyes; Orectolobiformes; Hemiscylliidae. The record is from RefSeq and is a predicted model, not a curated record.